AUGGCCGGGGAAAGUGCGCACUCAACUGAGUAUGUCGCCAUCUGUGCCGCCACGAAGGAUGCGGGCCCCGACGUUCGGGAGUGGGCAGACUACCACCUUCGCUUGGGAGUCGCCCGCAUCUACCUGUUUGACACGGACAAUCCCGAGCCUGUGGAGCCAGACAUUGCAGACUUCAUCAAUCAGGGGCGCGUGGAGUACUACUACCUGCCGCGAGUCACGCCAAUAACUAUCAAGCUGUAUGACUUGUGCCUGCGCCAUGCAAGCCCACUCCAUGCCUUCAUCGCCUUCAUCGAUGUUGACGAGUUCCUGGUGAUGGCAUCGGCCGAGCGCGCAAGGGGGCUGCCAGGCCUGCUCAAGGAAUUUGAGCAGCACGGCGCCCUGGCGGUGAACUGGAGGCUGCUGGGCCCGGGAGGCCAUGCGAUCCAGCCAGGGGGGGGAGUCCUGCAGAACUUCCUGGCAUGCACGCCAGUACAAUACCCUGAGAAUCGACAUAUAAAGUCUAUCGUUAAUACCAAAUUUGUGAGGGGCACCAGCUCGGACCCCCACCACUUUGAGUAUGCAGCGGGGGCGAGUGCUGUGACCCUGGCAGGGGAGCAAGUCACUGAGGCCAUGUCGGCCACGGUCUCGGGCGAUCGCAUGAUGCUCUACCACUACGCCACGAAGAGCAUGAGCCAGUAUAGUGGCAAAAUGGUGAAAGGGUCCGGCAUGGGUAACCGCAAGGGGGCCGAGUUCCUCACGCGCAUUGACGGUGCCAGUACGGAGAUCUGCACAGACGCACUCACCAGCUGCAAGGAGCUGGGCAUGGAGGCAUGUGCAAACGUGACACUCCCUGUGGGCACCGCAUAG
Messenger RNA from Auxenochlorella protothecoides, 846 nucleotides. RefSeq lists its product as hypothetical. The coding region runs from base 1 to 846 and encodes 281 amino acids. The transcript has 8 exons. Lineage: Eukaryota; Viridiplantae; Chlorophyta; Trebouxiophyceae; Chlorellales; Chlorellaceae. The record is from RefSeq and is a predicted model, not a curated record.